Molecule: messenger RNA, 873 nt
Organism: Dioscorea cayenensis subsp. rotundata (Guinea yam)
Lineage: Eukaryota; Viridiplantae; Streptophyta; Magnoliopsida; Dioscoreales; Dioscoreaceae
Product: 60S ribosomal protein L18a
Exons: 4
Coding region: 105-641 (178 amino acids)
Biological process (GO): translation
Cellular component (GO): ribosome; cytosolic large ribosomal subunit
Molecular function (GO): structural constituent of ribosome
Source: RefSeq, a predicted model, not a curated record
UUAUAAGAACCUUUUAUAUCUAGACUGAGCCUUCCUGUUGCUCGAGCUUCAGAGCGAGGAAGCGGCGGCGGCGAGGUGUGGGAGAGUCUUCAUUAGCGAGAUCGAUGGGCGGCUUUAGGUUUCAUCAGUUUCAGGUUGUGGGUCGGGCACUCCCGACGCCAUCUGAGGAGCAUCCGAAGAUCUUUCGCAUGAAGCUGUGGGCGACCAACGAGGUCAGGGCCAAGUCGAAGUUCUGGUAUUUUUUGAGAAAGCUGAAGAAGGUCAAGAAAAGCAAUGGCCAAGUUCUUGCCAUCAAUGAGAUAUUUGAAAGGUACCCAACAAAAAUCAAGAACUAUGGCAUCUGGCUGAGGUACCAGAGCAGAACUGGGUACCACAACAUGUACAAGGAAUACAGGGACACCACACUCAACGGUGCCGUCGAACAAAUGUACAACGAGAUGGCAUCCCGUCACCGUGUUAGGUUUCCUUGCAUCCAGAUUAUCAAGACAGCCACCAUCCCCGCGAAGCUGUGCAAACGCGAAAACACCAAGCAGUUCCAUGACUCAAAGAUCAAGUUCCCACUUGUCUACAGGAAGGUCAGGCCUCCAACAAGAAAACUCAAGACCACUUUCAAGGCUUCCCGACCAAAUCUCUUCAUGUAGAAGAGACUAUUAUAAGUCCUCAAGACUCUUCAGAUUUAUUCUUGCCCCCAGGCUCAGAUGGUUUUGAAGUUUUCUGUUUCUUCUGCAAUUUUGCUUUGUUGGGAGUUAUUUUCAUUGUAGAACCUUGCAAGCUAAUACUGUUGUGAUGUUUUCUUUUAUCUAUGCAUGAGUUGGAUUAUCUUUAUGAUGCUGACAUUGCUACUAAAAAACAACCCUAUGAACCAUUUUAUAA